Molecule: messenger RNA, 1151 nt
Organism: Sorghum bicolor (sorghum)
Lineage: Eukaryota; Viridiplantae; Streptophyta; Magnoliopsida; Poales; Poaceae
Product: vesicle transport protein GOT1
Exons: 7
Coding region: 180-602 (140 amino acids)
Biological process (GO): retrograde transport, endosome to Golgi; endoplasmic reticulum to Golgi vesicle-mediated transport
Source: RefSeq, a predicted model, not a curated record
ACGGGCAAUCACAACUUCAUCGCCGCGCUUCUCGUGUCCUCUGCCCCGGCUCCUCGCCACCGCCCAGCCUCUCCUCACCCUCGUGCGCCUUCGGAUCCGCGGUUCUCGGAGAGAGGUGGCGGCGGGUCGCUUGCGGUAGCCGGUACUAGGCGGGUUCGCUGCGGGUGGUCGUCGGUGCGAUGGUCUCCUUCGAGAUGAACGACCGCAAGAAGAUUGGGCUGGGCUUGACUGGAUUUGGAGUUCUCUUCUCACUGCUUGGGAUCAUUAUGCUGUUUGACAAGGGAUUCCUGGCAAUGGGGAAUAUUCUCUUCGUUUCAGGCGUCUUACUGACCAUUGGGCUGAAGCCAACUGUGCAAUUCUUCACCAAGCCUAAGAAUCACAAGGGUUCACUUUCUUUCGGGUUUGGCUUUUUCCUGGUCCUCAUUGGAUGGCCUAUCUUAGGCAUGAUGGUGGAGUCGUAUGGCUUCAUCACGCUCUUCAGUGGCUUCUGGCCAACAGCUGCUGUUUACCUGCAAAAGAGCCCCUCCUUCGGUUGGAUAUUCCACCACCCUCUUGUGACUUCGCUGAUCACUCGGUUCAGAGGAAGACGGGUCCCGGUGUGAUUCGGUGGGCUGCUGGAUUAGGAUCACCCCCAGGGCAUGCGAAAUCGCCUGUACUGUGCAGAAGUAGGCCAAUUGACAUAUGCACUUUAUUCGUUUCUAUUCGUCGAUUCUACCAGGUCUAAAAGAGAUACUAAAAGGAGGUCGUUGUUGCUGGUAUUGGAUCUUCCUAUGAUGCUACCAGUACUCUGUCUGUCAACUUCUUAGGAAGUCUGUCUGUCAACAUAGCGUAACUACAUUGGUCUUUCUUUGCAAGAAGGCAUCUGUCAGUUGUUACUUGUUGAUAAGUAGGUAGAUGUAUCGAUGGUGAUAACAGGGUGACUCUUCUCUGAAUGACAAAGACUAAGGAGCUGUGAACUGGUCUGGAAACCAGCCGCCUCCCCCCAUGUAACCCUCUUCCCUGGUAUGCAACCCGGUUGCUCGCUUCGAUCAAUAUAGUAAGUAGAGCAUCGCUCCCAUGAAUUGUUCGGAGAAAAAAGAAAUACUUGUGCUACACUGCUACUCCUAUUUUGUUGCUAAUCAUGACUUCCAGUGAAUGAAUCUGUUUACGUA